Messenger RNA from Mercurialis annua (annual mercury), 1700 nucleotides. RefSeq names its product geraniol 8-hydroxylase-like. The record is from RefSeq and is a predicted model, not a curated record. The transcript has 3 exons. NCBI's taxonomy places the organism in Eukaryota, Viridiplantae, Streptophyta, Magnoliopsida, Malpighiales, Euphorbiaceae. The coding region runs from base 10 to 1500 and encodes 496 amino acids. Gene Ontology annotation, molecular function: heme binding; monooxygenase activity; oxidoreductase activity, acting on paired donors, with incorporation or reduction of molecular oxygen.
GAAAAAUCAAUGGACUUGUUGAUCAUUUUUUGCUUGGCAUUAGCAUUUGCUCAUGCUCUUAAUUUUGUUAAAAAGAGAAGCAAAACAAGUCCAAGCAAGCUUCCUCCUGGCCCAUCACCUUUGCCAAUUAUAGGCAACCUCUUUGAUCUUGGCGAUAAACCACAUAGAUCAUUAGCCAAGCUUGCCGAGGUUCAUGGUCCAUUGAUGAGCCUUAAACUCGGCCGAAUAACCACCGUAGUCAUUUCUUCAUCAUCUCUAGCCCAAGAAAUUCUUCAAAAACAUGACCUAAAUUUCUCUAACCGAACCGUGAUUCAAGCAAUCCAAGCACUUGAUCAUCAUCAAGCUUCCAUGCCAUGGUUACCUACUGGCCCGCCAUGGAGACAUUUGAGAAAGAUUUGCAACUCUUACAUCUUCACAAAUCAAAAACUCGACGCGAAUCAAGAUCUUCGGUUCAAGAAAAUUCAAGAAUUACUUUCUGAUGUUCAACAAUGUUGUUCUGCAGGUGUAGCAAUAGAUAUUGGCCAGGCAGCGUUCAAAGCUAUGCUUAACACCUUGUCGAGCAGCGUUUUCUCGCUCGACUUGACCGAUUCGAGUUCCGACACAGUUCGAGAGUUUAAGGACGUUGUGAGGUGCAUUAUGGAUGAGUUAGGAAAACCAAACUUGGCAGAUUUUUUUCCUGUGCUUAGAAAGAUUGACCCACAAGGUAUAAAACGUCGAAUGGAGAUUUAUGUGGGCAGGAUUCUUGAUUUAUUUGAUCACAUAAUUGAUGAAAGGUUGAAGUCAAGAAAAAAGUCAGGUUAUAUACCAGCAAAUGACAUGCUUGAUACUCUUCUCGCUCUCAAUGGAGAUGACAUGGAGCAAAUGGACAGGAAUCGCAUCAAGCAUUUAUUCGUGGAUUUAUUUGCUGCCGGGACUGAUACAACUUCAAGCACAUUAGAAUGGGCAAUGACAGAAUUAAUCUGCAACCCCAAGAUUCUAUCAAAAGCUAGAGAAGAGAUUGAACAAACUAUUGGAAAAGGAAAAUUUCUAGAGGAAUCCGACAUUCCUCAAUUACUUUACUUGCAAGCAAUUCUCAAAGAAACCCUAAGAUUGCACCCACCAACUCCGUUGUUACUCCCUCGUACGACACUAGCAGAUGUCGAAAUAAAUGGCUUUACUGUUCCAAAAGAUGCUCAAGUGUUCGUGAAUGCAUGGGCUAUAAGUAGAGAUACAAGUGUAUGGAAAGACCCUGAAUCUUUCAUUCCUGAGAGAUUUUUAGGGUUAGAGAUUGACGCUCGAGGCCGGGAUUUUGAGUUGAUUCCAUUUGGUGCCGGACGAAGGAUAUGCCCUGGAUUAUCAUUAGCAAUGAGAAUGUUGCACUUAAUGUUAGGAUCGCUUAUUAUAUCCUUCGAUUGGAAGCUUGAAGAUGGGAUUACACCACAAAAUAUGGAUAUGGAAGAUAAAUUUGGAAUCACAUUACAGAAAGCUCAGCCCCUCAAAGCUAUACCUAUGCAGUUCUAACAUGUCAAUGUUUGGUACAUUAAGGCUAUGUAUGAUCUUAAGACUUAUAUAUACAUACAAAUGGAAUCCAAUCAGAUUGGAAGAUAUUAAUAUUUUUAUAAGUGUAAUAACUAACUAAAAAUAUAUCCCCAUAUAUAAUAACUAUAUAGUGGUCCACAAUGAACUUCAUUCAUUGAAUGUUAAUUACUGAAGUGUAAGCA